CAAGUUCAAAAAGAGCCGGACUUUCGAAAAUCUCUACAAAGAACGAGAGAGCUUCACACUGAAGCUGCUCCUCCUUCACAUCCUCCUCCUCCUCCUCUUGCUUUUCCAUUGAUUUCCUCCUUUUUUUUUUUUUUCUUUUUUUCCUUAUACUGUCGCAUCUCCUUCAUCUCCCAAAUCACUCGAUUGCAGGCUCCACAACUCUGCAACACAUGGCCACCCAUCUCAGCCUUCACGCCUCCACGCCCACGCUACCUUUCUCCAGACACCAUCAGUAGGCCAAGCACUAUGGCGUAGGCGCUGUGUGCUGCUACCCAGACAAUCUUAGUGAGUUGAGGUCCACUGGCAGCGCCGUUUGGAAUCCAAGGCACUCUGCGGUUUCAGAUCCCUAAAGUGUUCUUCAGCCGAAAUGGUUGCGGAGCCUUGGAUUGUGAAGAUGGGCAACCAGGUGAGUAGCAAUCUCAAGAACGCUCUUCUUCUAGAACCUUCCAAGAGGAAAACCCCAAAAAGCUCCGACAACCGAGAGGUUAUUGGGAUUCUCUCUUUUGAGGUUGCCAACACCAUGUCUAAAACGGUUCACCUUUACAAAUCUCUUACUGAUCAUGAGAUCUCCAAGCUCAAGACUCAGAUCUUGAGCUCCGAGGGCGUCAAGAAAUUGGUGUCCGAGGACGAGUCCUGUCUUCUGGAGCUGGCACUGGCGGAGAGGCUCGAGGAGCUGAACCGCGUCGCUGCUGUGGUGUCUAGGAUGGGGAAGAAGUGUUGCGAGCCGGCUUUGCAAGGGUUUGAGCAUGUGUAUGGGGAUAUUGUGAGUGGAAUGAUUGACGUGAGAGAAUUAGGGUUUUUGGUCAAGGAUAUGGAGGGAAUGGUGAGGAAGAUGGAGAGGUAUGUCAACGCCACGGCCAAUCUUUAUGGUGAGAUGGAGGUUCUGAAUGAGUUGGAGCAAGCCACCAAGAAGUUUCAGCAGAAUCAGCACGAGGAGAGUCGUCGUGCUUAUGAGCAAAAAUUGAUGUGGCAGAAGCAGGACGUUAGGCAUCUCAAGGAGAUUUCGCUCUGGAAUCAGACUUAUGAUAAGGUUGUGGAGCUGCUGGCGAGGACGGUGUGUACCAUUUACGCAAGGCUCUGCGUGGUCUUUGGGGAUUCUGGUUUGAGGCGGGAAGGUGUUGGCCUUUUUGGAGGAGGUUCUGGGAUUUUGAAUGAUGAAUGCAGGCGAAUUUUGGGACAGAUCGAUAAUUUUCAGGUGGUUUCUGAACCUUCGAAACGGAUUCUGGGCAAGAGUAAUGGUUAUCAUUCGGGGGCAAUUGAGCGAGCCGCAGUAGAGAAGAAGGGAACAGUGAUUAGGCCUCAGAUGGGCUUACAACGAAGUGAAUUUGGGGCAGUUAGACCCGAUGAUUUUAGUUUUCCAUGUGGAGCUAGCCCAGGGAGGCUUUUCAUGGAAUGCCUUAGUUUGAGCAGUUCAGCUUCAAAAAUGGAUGAUGAUGAUGUUAUUGAUCAUACUGACAGAGGCAGCCAAGUUUCUGAUUGUUGCAGUAGUGUGAAUGGUGUGAGGAGAGAGCAACCAAGCAAUUCGGGUUGCUUCACUCGGACCCAAAUUGGCAUCCCAUUCAGUGGAGAUCAAAGCCAAUCCAGAUGUAGUUUGACGAAUAGCUCCCGAUUCAGCCCCAAAAGCAGGUUAGCAGUAAAGGCUCCUCCUUGUACCAUUGGAGGCUCUGCUCUAGCAUUGCAUUAUGCAAAUGUUAUCAUUGUCAUCCAGAAGCUGCUUCGGUACCCACAUUUAGUUGGUGAAGAAGCUCGUGAUGAUUUAUACCAAAUGUUACCGACAAGCUUGAGAAUGGCACUGAGGACUAAUCUAAAGUCUUAUGUAAAAAAUCUUGCAAUCUAUGAUGCUCCCCUUGCCCAUGAUUGGAAGGAGAGGCUGGAUGGGAUACUUAGAUGGCUCGCCCCACUGGCGCACAAUAUGAUCAGAUGGCAGAGUGAGCGGAAUUUUGAGCAACAGCAGAUUGUCACACGGACGAAUGUUCUUCUGCUGCAGACCUUGUAUUUCGCUGACAGGGAAAAAACAGAGUCAGCUAUAUGUGAGCUUCUUGUGGGGUUGAAUUAUAUAUGUCGUUAUGAGCAUCAACAAAAUGCACUAUUGGACUGUGCAAGCAGUUUCGAUUUUGAAGACUGCAUGGAGUGGCAAAUGCAAUAUUCAAAUUCUUAUCAUCAGUGAAACACAGUUGGAAUUGAUUAUCUGAUGAUGGUAGUCAGGCAUUUUCCUCAACUCUUGAUACUUGUAUGAUGAUACAGAUUAUAGUUCAAUGUGAAUAUCAGAGAUUUGCAUAAUGAAGACGUCUAUCAAUGUUGACUAGAGUUGAUUAAUCUAUCUAUUGCAAGGUAUGGUUAGUUUUGACUCCCUAAUUACAUGACUCUGAUUAUAUAUGAAAAACCAAAGAGCAUCUUUCUUUGUAGGAU
Messenger RNA from Vitis vinifera (wine grape), 2448 nucleotides. RefSeq names its product protein PSK SIMULATOR 3. Bases 407 to 2206 code for a protein of 599 amino acids. Lineage: Eukaryota; Viridiplantae; Streptophyta; Magnoliopsida; Vitales; Vitaceae. Gene Ontology annotation, biological process: positive regulation of growth. The transcript has a single exon. The record is from RefSeq and is a predicted model, not a curated record.